GGUCGGGUGCGUUAUAAUUCAGAGAUAUCCAUUCUGGGAAGCCGCAUUCUCCGCUGAAGAGGAACAGGGCGACGCUGCUUUGUGCUUUGCUCUGGUCACGUGGUGGUGGUCCCGGCGUACCGAGCAUCAGACAUCGAGGUCAUCAAAUCAUCGAUUGCAUCACGCUUUCCCCAGCCAAGCCCGCGCCAGCCAAGCCAGUCCCAGCCCCGGCCGUUUCCAUACCACAGUAGUCCAUAGUCCAGGGUCUGGGAAGUCAGAGCAUCGUCAAAUCGAGGCAUCGCUGCCCCCAAGGCCCUCUCCGUCCUCCGCUUGUCUUCUGCACCCUUUAUUUUCUCACCGAGACUACGCGGUCGAAGUCCAUCAUCAUGCAGUCAAUCGCGCCAGCUCCCGUGCCUCAGAGCAUGCAGAAUCAGGACAUGAGCGCUGAUAAUGACUUAAGAGCACAGCUCGCGGCCGUUAUCAACACUUCCCAACACGGUCCUCAUGGCUACAACGACGUGCAGGCAUCGAGCAGCGCAAGUCCCCACGACCACAACAUCGACCCGGCGAUCGGCGGCCCAGGAGGAAUGAUGAGCACAGGCGGAGACAGCGGCGGAGACGACAGUUUGGGUGACGGGCGCAAAGGGGGUGGAAAGCGCGAGCUGUCGCAGUCGAAGCGCGCUGCGCAGAAUCGAGCAGCCCAGCGUGCGUUCAGACAACGAAAGGAAGGAUAUAUCAAGAAGCUUGAGGAGCAGGUCCGAGAGUUACACAAUCUGGAGGACAAUUUUAAAGCGAUCCAGGCGGAGAAUUAUUCGUUGAGGGAGUACAUCAUCCAUCUCCAAUCGCGCCUCAUCGAGUCGCAAGGCGACUAUCCGCAACCACCACCCAACGUCAACCUUAGCCAUCCCCAUGCUCGACAUGAACAUCUUGAUCAUCUCCAACGACGUGAUGGAGCACCCGUAGCACCUAUGGCACCAAUGAGUCAGCUCCAGGCCUCAGCAGCUCGGACUUUAGCUGCGGCUGGACUUCAAUCUGCAAAGCAUGGACAGGAGGAGCACAGUUAUGAUCAUGCCAAGAGAUACAAGGAAUCAGCAGAAGAUACUGCAGCCGACGAAGAGAUCAUCCGUUCUCAGCUUCAGGCGAGUGCGGAAGGUCCAAAUACUAUGUCAAUGUAA
Messenger RNA from Hyaloscypha bicolor E, 1154 nucleotides. RefSeq lists its product as uncharacterized. Gene Ontology annotation, molecular function: DNA-binding transcription activator activity, RNA polymerase II-specific; transcription cis-regulatory region binding. The transcript is spliced from 4 exons. Gene Ontology annotation, cellular component: RNA polymerase II transcription regulator complex. The record is from RefSeq and is a predicted model, not a curated record. Lineage: Eukaryota; Fungi; Ascomycota; Leotiomycetes; Helotiales; Hyaloscyphaceae. Bases 366 to 1154 code for a protein of 262 amino acids.